GGUGGCGGCGGCGGGACGGACGGACGACGGACGGACUCGCACUCGGGCGGCCGGAGCGGCGAGGCGAGGUGAGGGGAGGGAGCAGCAGCACUCGGGCGGAGGGCAGCGACAGACACACACACACACACACGGAGAGAGAGCUGACGGGCUGGCAGGCAGGAGCCUCGGGGCGCCCGCUGCCGUUUCUUCCACAGCCCGCGAGGCAGGUUACAACAAAGCAAACCAUGAACGUGGGUACUGCUCACAGUGAGGUGAAUCCAAAUACCCGGGUUAUGAACAGCCGGGGAAUCUGGCUGUCAUAUAUCCUAGGCAUUGGGCUACUUCAUAUCAUUCUCUUGAGUAUCCCGUUCUUCAGCGUGCCAGUGGUAUGGACGCUCACCAAUAUUAUUCACAAUAUGGGCAUGUAUAUAUUUCUGCAUACGGUAAAGGGAACGCCAUUUGAAACUCCAGACCAAGGAAAGGCACGGCUGCUGACGCACUGGGAGCAGAUGGAUUAUGGAGUGCAGUUUACAGCCUCACGCAAAUUCCUCACCAUCACGCCCAUUAUCUUGUAUUUCCUAACCAGUUUUUACACAAAAUACGACAAGUUGCAUUUUGUUAUAAAUACGAUUUCACUGAUGAGCGUCCUCAUCCCAAAACUCCCUCAACUUCACGGAGUCAGGAUCUUUGGCAUUAACAAGUACUAAACACAGCACGACGGCAAGUGAGAAAGGAAAAGCUACUGUGACAACCGACUGCAGAAAGGACACAACAUGUUGCUCAGACAUUAUACCCUGCACCCUUCAGACUCUUAGCAUGGACAUUUUAUUAUAAUUGGUAUAUUUGUGAGUGAAGCAGCUCAAUGUGGUUGAUGAGGUAUCUCAUUAAAUAUUUGCAGUGCUUCGAAUAGAAAGCCUGCUUUUUUUUGUUUACUGCUUAUAGAUCCCAUUUUCUCAGACAAUAUUUUUGAUUCUUUGGCUGCCAUAUUGUUAUGGAGCUUUUGAUAUUGUAGACAUUUAGUUGAUAUGGGGUGCUAAUUUCACUGUCUAUUGACCAAGCUGUUAUCAGAGUAUAACUUGUAGAUAUUGUAAUGGAAGUAGACUUAUGAAGGUACACAGUUUGAAUAUUUGCAGGAAAUGUGUUUUGCAAGUUACAAUGGAAACAAUUGGUAAAAAAAACUAUAAUAUCAGAGCAUUUGAUGCCCCAACAUGGUAGGAUUAGGGGUCCUUUUCUUUGCUGAGGUACUUGGAAAAAUGGUCUAGAUGGCAUAGAAGCCCCUCAAGAAACGGUGCUGGUCUUACUGUGCGUUUUAAUUGCUUUUUUUUUGGCGGAUUAUUAUUUAUUUUUUGUUCUUGAUCUCAAGUGUUCAGUGUUGUAGAAUGUGAAACACUAGUAAAAGGGUGAGUUUUGAAACACAGCUCAUGAAUGUUUGGUUUUUAAAAAGUUGGAUUCCGGAUACAUUUUCUAAAAUAUACAAAGUGUUAUGUAAUACAGAGCCCAUGCGUUAAUCGAGGACAAGUGAGGCUGGAUAAUUAAAAUUAUCCAAGAAGUAGGGAAUCUCAGAAUGUGAUUUUUUUUUUUUAAACGUACAAAAACAAAUCAGGAUGUUAAUUGUUGGAAUACUGUAAAACUUCAGCAAUCAUGCAAGUUUCCUGUAAAUUUGCCUUUUUAAAAACACAAGUCUGGUUGUCUUACCUAUUCUGUCAUUCCUUCAGAAUAUAUUGUAAUUUGACUGAUUGAAAAAAAUGCGGUACGAUGCUCUUAAUUGUUUUAAUUUUUACUAGAUGGUAGUGAUGUACCUGACUUUUAUAAUCUUGUAAUAUACUUGCUGCAAACUUGAAGUGCAGGCUCGUUCAUACAUACAGUUUGCCCUCCUUGCUGCCUGUUAGAACUACUAAAAUCAAUAGCACUGUGAAUCAUGAUUUUAAGCAAUAAUAUAUGGAAGAAUACAAAGAGAAUACAAAGCAAGGGAUCAAAGAUAAGCAUGAACAGGAGAUUCCUUGUAAGGGAUUGUAUAUAGAUUGCUGAACCUUUAUCUUUAAUAAUGGUAGUUUUAAACCAGUCCUUGCUAAAGAGCCAUCAAUUGUAAAAAAAAAACUCCAAGCAAAAUUCCUAAUUCCCGAAAUUGUAGAGUUUGAUUUCGUGCAAUUUGGCAAAAAUCUAUAUGAGCCUUUAUAUUAACUGACUGGGGAAAAUGCUAUCACAACUGAACUUAGCGAAAGUGAUCCAGAAAAUGCUGAUACUAUAUACUGUUAUGGUCAAGAGGUUAGAAACAUUUGCUUUAGAGGAUACAAAGUAUUGAUUUCCUCACUGGUGUCCAAGACAAAAGUAGUUGUCAUCCACUCAACCUACUGAUUCAAUUAGUUUGCAUAGGGAACUCCUUAGCAAGAAAACAAAGGCAGGGAAUGACUGGGGUGGGGGGGGGAUAUGAAAUUAAUCAACUCACCCAGCCUGCUGAAAUGUAAUUGUGAAUAUGUUACUAGUUUUCAGUUUGACUUUAAACCUAGAAUACUAAUCUUUGGAUGAAAUCUGCCAUAUAUUUGAUUUUAAAAUACAUAGUCCUACAUUGAGAAGAGUAUCCUGAAGUGUUUAUGGUCAGGAGCCCACAUGGGAUUGUCUACCAGUGUGAUCAAAUGAGAAUGCUCCACAAUUGGCAAUAACAGAAAGUAUACAAUAUUAUUUUUUAAUCUGGAUUUAAGUAUUAACCUCUCUCUUGCACUAAAUUGUAGGGGGGAAAGCUACGGUUGCACUUUUAAAAUAUUUACAAGCUGACACCAGUCUGCUACAAUCUAAGGGAAAGCAAAAGGAAAACAUGGAUUAGAGGAUUUAAUUGAAAAUCAGAUGCAAAAACUCGACUACUUUAAAAAAAAGAUAGACUUAAAAUUUAAAUUCCGAACAAAACAUUGGUAUUUGUAGCGUUUAAGCCUGCCAUUGCUAAGUUCCUGCAGAAGCAAGGAUCACGGACACAAUCAGCUGCUUUUUGACUAUCAAUUACUGAAGGCUGUUUGUUGAAUUUCAUUCACAAGCUACCAUGAAACUAUCAGAAGAUUUUAUUUUGUGUCAAGUUGUUUAAAUGCUCUGGGGGUGCCAGUGGAAAAAGUUGAAUUGCUGUAAUCAGGUUUUUGUUAAACAUUUAAAAAUAUUGUUUCACUAUCCUACUCUGAUGCCUUGUACAAGAUAGUUAAAGCCUUGAAUUUUAUAGAUUUUGAAUGCUGGUAAUUAUGUUAUGGAAGGUGGUUUUUAUAGUAUUUUGAUGGGUUCUGGAUUGUCAAAAAUGUAACAAUGGUAAAGGACAGUAUUUUUGGUUUAACUUUGGAGCAUCCUUCUACUUCCAAUAUGUAUCUUAUCAAAUGGUAAUAGGUGAUUGACUGGUGCGAUAAACAGUGCCAGUUCAAAAAUAGCAAACGUGGGCAAGUUCAGGAUAACCCAUUGUCAAACUACUGCACUAUUUUUUAUAGUGGCUAUUAGAGGUACGAAUUCCAAAUCUAUUUUGGUGAAAUCUGAAUAUGUGCCAGAGUGAACAUUUUGAAUUUUAUACCAGUCUAUCAGUUGUGAUAUGAACUAUUGAAGAAUUAUUUGCAUUGGCGGCGAGUGCGUUUGAACAUAUUGUCAUGUAUUGUAAAUAAGAGUUAAUUUAGCAUCUGGCAGCAAAAGGAUCUUGUACGCCAACUGCCCUUCUCUGCAGAUGUUUUUCACCUAGGUCUUUAUAAGAUAGUGUGAAUAAUAUUUUUAUUACUUUGUAUAGUAUUCUGAUAUUUAAUAAAAGUCAGUAUUCAUGUAA
Messenger RNA from Amblyraja radiata (thorny skate), 3760 nucleotides. Its product is annotated as ORM1-like protein 3. Bases 225 to 686 code for a protein of 153 amino acids. Gene Ontology annotation, cellular component: endoplasmic reticulum membrane. The transcript is spliced from 4 exons. Lineage: Eukaryota; Metazoa; Chordata; Chondrichthyes; Rajiformes; Rajidae. The record is from RefSeq and is a predicted model, not a curated record.